CCAAAGCCAAGAAGAGCUCUCAAACCCACCACCGCACCGCACCGCAAGAGAGAGAAGGAGAGGGAGCAGAGACCACGCGAUAAAGGGGAAAUCAUGGAGGCGAUUUGCUGUGGAGAUUCGGGUGCGUGAUCUGGUCGGAUCUUGCUUUUCUGGGAAGAAGAGGAGAGUGCUGGUGGUGGUGGUGGCGGUGUGAUGCGGUCAUGUGGUGCGCGUUUCUGCGUGCCGUGCGCCAUGGCAUGAUGCCCGCCUACGCCUAGCUUAUAUCCUCGUCUUCCUCCCUCCCAUCCCCGAGAUGCCGCAUUAGCCACCGAAAGACUCCAUCUUCCCCAGCGGCAAGGAAGAAACCUCCGAGAUUUCCCACCUCCACCUCGUCUGAGCGCGAGGAAGAGGAGAGCGAUCGAGGGAGGCUCACCGCGGAUUGGCGCCAUGACGGUGGUCGACGCCGAGUCCCGGUUCCACGUCUUGGCGGUGGACGACAGCAUCAUCGACAGGAAGCUCAUCGAGAUGCUGCUCAAGACCUCCUCCUACCAAGUGACCACGGUGGAUUCCGGGAGCAAGGCGCUGGAGGUGCUGGGUCUGAGAGAGGAGGGAGACGACUCAUCACCCUCUUCUUCCUCCUCCUCCCCCGACCAUCAGCAGGAGGUGGGCGUGAAUUUGAUCAUCACUGACUACUGCAUGCCUGGCAUGACAGGAUACGAUCUGCUGAGGCGGGUCAAGGGCUCAUCUUCACUCAAGGAUAUUCCGGUGGUGAUCAUGUCUUCCGAGAAUGUGCCUGCCAGGAUCAACAGGUGCUUGGAAGAUGGCGCGGAGGAGUUCUUCCUGAAGCCCGUGAAGCUCGCCGACAUGAAGAAGCUCAAGUCCCACCUGGUCAGGCGGAAGCAGCCGCAGCUCCAGCCACAAGAGAAGCCACUGCCGCAGCAGCAGAAGCCAGAGCCAUUGCCGCAGCAGCAGAAGCCAGAGCCAGUGCCGCAGGAGCAGAAACCGGAUCAAGCACCCCAGCAGCCGGCGGAGGAUGCGCCGGCGCCUGAAGUGGUCGCCGUCAGUGAGUGCAGCAGCAAGAAGCGGAAGGCGGCAGCGAUAGAGCCGGAGGUGCUGUCGUCGCCGGUGACCACGAAUCCCAGACUGCCCAGCAGCGGCCUGGCAGUGGAGACCUGAAGAAA
Lolium rigidum is the source of this 1160-nucleotide messenger RNA. RefSeq names its product two-component response regulator ORR4-like. The transcript has 5 exons. The record is from RefSeq and is a predicted model, not a curated record. Gene Ontology annotation, biological process: phosphorelay signal transduction system; cytokinin-activated signaling pathway. The coding region runs from base 427 to 1155 and encodes 242 amino acids. NCBI's taxonomy places the organism in Eukaryota, Viridiplantae, Streptophyta, Magnoliopsida, Poales, Poaceae.